AUGGUUAAAUCCACCGGAGCCGGUCCGCUCCGUCGAGUCACCGAAAAUUCUCCGAAACCGCCGCCACGCUCGCGCACUCCCAAAGAGGAAGAUACAGAUGCAUCACCGUCAACGCCCAAGAAGAAUCAACGGACGAGAAAGCAUAAGAAGCGCACCACUUCUCUCAUCGCCUCCCCAUCAGACAAGGUGACAGCUCGUCCGUCUAAGCGGAAGAAAAUCCCCGAGUUGCGUAGGCAGCCAGGCCGACAUCGCGACACACCAAACUGUCGAGCAGAUUCGCAGUCGGACGAUGAUGCUUCCAACGACGAGUCAAACACGAGGACAGCUCCGCGGGUUGUCUGUAAAAAUACAGACGACCCAGAUGCUGCUUCCGCAGAGCCCUCAGAGACAAUACGUGAGCAUCCCACCCCACCGGUCACACCCAGAAAAGCCAUACGAACCUAUCCGCCGCCGACACCAUCAACGCCGAGGAAAGGAAAGCAAGGUCGAGCGGUUGGCAGCCGAGGCCGAUUCAGUGAGUACGAGCGUGAGCUACUGGAAGAUUUCAAGAUCGAUUUUUGCAAUACUCACGGCAUCAAUGGAUUUGACUUCAACCUCAUGGUCCAGCACUCAGAUCGGGAUCCUGGUGAUGGAGUGUUUCCCAAGCACCUCAUCAGGAAACACGAUUUCUGGGAUCGUAUAUACGAGGUUCUUCCCACGCGGAAUGCCGAGUCAGUUUGUCGCUUUAUGAGAAGGCAUUUUCUCCCGUAUAAGCAGGUUUCACAUACGUGGACCGCUGCGCAGGAUGAAGAGCUCAUUUCUCACCAUUUGGUGUAUGGCGCUCAGUGGGCGUUUAUAGCCAAGCAGCUAGAUAGAAGCUCCGAUGAUGUCGCCCAACGGUGGCGGAAUCAAUUGCAACACCGGACCACGAUGAACCAAGGGGUUUGGUCCCAGGCCGAAAUCCAAGGCCUGUUGGACACCUUGCAGGCGAUGUGGGACCGGAUGAAGCAGGUUGGUGAGGAUGCCUUGUUAGGCCGGGACAUCUACGAGAUGGACCCCUCAAUUGACAUUUCUUGGUACCAAGUGAGCCAUGGCCUGAGCCAUUCCCGCUCGGAACAGCAGUGUGGAGACAAAUGGCGGAAGAUCAGGCGCAAGGUCUUACUUCGGCGUGUUAAUGGGGAACCAGAUGCUGUUUUCGAUGCCUGGAAAGAAGCCUGGUACCCUACACCCGUUAAACGGAAGGACUCGUCCCCUGGUGAUACGUCCAAGCAGUAUGAACGCUGGGCGUUUGUGCCGUCCGAUGACGAGCUUGAGGGUAAAACCCCCUCGUCAACUCGGAAGUCCAUGUCUAGGUCUCUUACGCCGAAGCAUUGGAUGGUGGCCAACCCAGGACGAUUAUCCCCUUGGGAAACUCCUAGUAGAAAGCCUUCUGCACGUCGUGCCGGAUCGAAGCGAGAGCCUAUUCAAGAGUCUGAGUUUAGUCCCAGCUCUAGGUCGAGCUCAAUCUCAAGUUCCUCAGGGAGCGAGAGUAGCGCCGAGUCUGAAAAAAUGAAGCAACCCACCAAGCAGCGCCCACCCAAGGCGUUUGUGAAAGGUGACCAACCACUCCGAAAGGAGAGGACACUCCGCAAGGAGCGAUAUAUAGAUGGCCCGUCAAAGGCGUUGAAUGAAAAUACUUUCAAGAAUACCAAACCCAGAUUGAAAGAUCCGUUCAAGCCGAGGUCCAUGACCAAGGCAAUGAACACUAGCCGAUGUGAAUCCGCCCAAGAUUUCAAGGCUAUUGCAGCUGAGCCGCAGCGAAAGCAAAGCGGCCCAUCAGUAGUCUGUCUCGAUUCUGAAUUAGAGUCCCAGUCUUCUGACGAGGGGGACUGUGACUCUGAUGGCAGCGAAGUUGCAGAGGAGGUCAUAUCUCGGAGGGUAAAAACCGAUACUCCAUUUAGAACAUCGCGAUCCCGUGCUAGGCCUUCGUUCUUCAAAUCUCUGGGAUUUAGCGGCGGUCAAGAAUUGAGCUCAUCGGAAGAUGAAACGGACGGAUCAUCUUCCAGCGCAGACAGUCUGUAUGAUGAAAGCGAACCAAAGGAGAAGCCAAGAUACCGCAAGAUUCGACAGUCAACUCAGAAUGCACCGACCAACGAAACCUCUUCCCGAAAGCUAUUCUCAUCGAGCGACACCGAACCUACAACGGAUUCGGAAUCUGAAAGCGAGCCGGAAAUCCAAGUCAGUAUUAACAACGGCCCCUCACGCCACAGAUCGGCUUCCUACCAACCGACGACCAGGGAUGCCCGUCGAAGAAUGCGAGCCAAACAGCGACUGGUGACCCCUACACCCAUUCGACACGAGACAGACGACACAGAUACUGAGGAGCGUGAUGACAGUGACGAGGAUGAGGCAGUAGACUAG
This is a messenger RNA of Aspergillus campestris IBT 28561, 2379 nucleotides long. RefSeq lists its product as uncharacterized. Gene Ontology annotation, cellular component: nucleus. The transcript is spliced from 4 exons. The coding region runs from base 1 to 2379 and encodes 792 amino acids. Lineage: Eukaryota; Fungi; Ascomycota; Eurotiomycetes; Eurotiales; Aspergillaceae. The record is from RefSeq and is a predicted model, not a curated record. Gene Ontology annotation, biological process: regulation of DNA-templated transcription. Gene Ontology annotation, molecular function: DNA-binding transcription factor activity; transcription cis-regulatory region binding.